AUGGCAACCAAAGCAAAUGGCACGGAGACCCCUGACGUCGAAAAUCUCUACCAUGUGCUCCUCAGCACCUCUCACAUCCAACGAGACCCCAACGGCGCGAUAGAGAAGCUGCAAGUUUGCGCGACAUUUACAGAUCUCAAGGCAGCCAAGGCCGAGGCACACAAGACUCUCUUCGAGGCCGGCUAUGAGCGAGAAUGGUUUACCGUGUAUGAUACAAACCAGGCGGAGUUUGCUGCUCAUCAUGUCAAACGAAGGACAGGCCUUGCCGUCUAUGCGAAGGCGCAGGAUGGGACCGUCUUCCGUAGCUACGUCGCCACCACCCCAAACACGCAAGGGUUCCAAAGCGACGCCGAGGACCACAAAAUACAUUUCCCGCUCUAUCACGUCAUUGAAACAAUUGUCCUGUACGAUGAGGACGACAGUGGAGAAGCCAGGGAGACGAACGUGGAAGGCUCCUUCCGAACUUACGAAGAGGCACGACAAUUCGCAAACCGAGUUCUCCUGGCGCCAGAAAGCGGCGUGACAAAGGACUCGUUCGCACAGUACGACGAGGCCGGACCAUCAGAGAAGGAUUGCGGAUAUGGCGAGAAUGUCGUCGUGCAUGCCGUUGGCGGUAACGGAGAAAACUUGCUGGUCAGCGUCCUGAAGGGCCAGGAGCUGGAAUCUGUGCGGUUGGCAGAGGCGGCGAUCAAAAUCCGUUCUAAUUAA
Cladophialophora carrionii CBS 160.54 is the source of this 708-nucleotide messenger RNA. RefSeq lists its product as uncharacterized. The record is from RefSeq and is a predicted model, not a curated record. NCBI's taxonomy places the organism in Eukaryota, Fungi, Ascomycota, Eurotiomycetes, Chaetothyriales, Herpotrichiellaceae. The transcript has a single exon. Bases 1 to 708 code for a protein of 235 amino acids.